GCACCUCCCACUCGCGGGGAAUGCGCUGCCGUGGGCGGGGUGCGAGGUCGUCAGGUGGCGGGGAGAUGGGCGGGACUGAUACGGGGACUGCGAGUGGCUGUGCCGCGGGCUUCUGGCCUUUGCCGCCUCUUGUUUGUUUCCUGCGUGCGGAGCUCCGCUAGCGGAUUGUGUCGUCCCGCGCACGUCACCGCGAAGGGGUGGUCCGAGGGUCCGGGCUCCUGGCUGCGCGCUCCCCCUCCUGCAGGCAGAGGAGCGGACCCGCGGGCGCGCCGCGCCGGGCACCUGCGUCCCGCCUGGGAGCCAGAAGCUUAAGUGAAAAUGGUACGUGAAACAAGGAGCAAUUCUAAAAUUCAAGAGCGUGAGCAGAAAUCUCGAGUUGAUUGGAAGCGCACUAAAAGAAGCAGUAUCUCACAGUUAGUGGAUAGUGAUGAAGACCUUGAGAGUGAAGACGGUGAGAGUGAGGAAGAGCGUGAUAGUGAUGAAAGUAUUGACAGUGAUGAAGAGCUUGCUAGUAACAAAGGGCUUGAAAGUAAUAAAAAGCCAGAAGAUGAAAGUGAGCUUAAGUUAGUUAAAGUUGAAAGUGAAGGAAACAACUGUGAGCAUCUCAUUGACACUGGCAGCAGUUCAACAAAUGAACGAGAAAAGAACAAAAGCAAUCAGAGUAGUAGUGAUUCACCAGACCAGGAAAAGCAUUCAAGUCAAGAGGAUGCUGAUCCCAACAAGCACCCUGAACAAAUAAUAGAGGAGGAUUUAGAAGAAGAAAACGUAAAGCGAGGGAAAAGAAGAAGAAACUCCUCGGUGAUGAGUGACAGUGAUGAGAGAGGUGACAGUGACGACAGUGACGUCGCAGUGAGGAAAGUAGGUGUUAAACGUCCGCGUAGAGUGGUUGAAGACGAAUGUUCUUCAGCGGAGCUGGAGCAGAAUCAACCUGAGAAAACAUCAGCUGCAAGAAAGCGAGAACAACUCCAGAAGCUGAAAGAACUCUCAAAACAAAGAUCUCAUCAGAGACGUAACAGUAGUAGAGAUUUUGAGGACUCUGAAAGGGAAUCUUGCCCAAGCAGUGAUGAAAAUGAUGAAGAUAAGGAGGAGGAAGAGGUUGAUGAAUCUGAUGAAGAUGGAGAUAAUUACAUUAUUGAUGACUUUGUAGUACCAGAUGAGGAGGGUGAUGAAGAGAAUGAAAGCCAGCGAGGAGAACAAUUGGCUACAUCACAACUGAAAUCUAAUUCACUUUAUUCUUUUAGUGACCACUACACUCACUUUGAAAGAGUUGUGAAGGCUUUCCUGAUCAAUGCUUUAGAUGAAUCAUUCCUGGGAACAUUAUAUGAUGGCACCAGGCAGAAAUCAUAUGCACAAGACAUGCUGACAUCUCUUCAUUAUUUGGACAACCGCUUUGUUCAGCCUCGUCUGGAGAGCUUAUUCUCUAGGAGUCGUUGGAAAGAGCAGUAUAAGAUCCAGAAAAUAUUUACCUACUUGAAAGGGAAAUAUUUACUUACUUGGAAGGAGCGGGUAGGAAGUUAUUCUGAUGUGAGCAUCUAUUCGAAGAAUGCUAAAGACUGUUCCUGCCAGGCUUGCGGGUUGCAGCGCCACUGUGCAUAUUUAGUGAGCUUAUCAGGGAAGGAGUAUAACCCCAGGACUAUGAAAGCUGAUGAUUUCAUGCCAUAUGAUAAGCAGGAAUUUUUUAUUGGCAGAAUUUGUGCAAACCGUACCAGAGUUUAUCAUAAUCUGAAACAUUUUAAAUUCAAGCUGUAUCAAGAAUGUUGCUCCAUGGUAAAUACAGAAGAAGUUGAGAAUGAACAAGUUAAAGAAACAGUGGAAAGAAUUUUCAGUCAGUUAAAAGAAAAUGGCUGGAUUAAGGAGAAAUAUGGUCUACUUCAAACAUAUCUCAAUGAUGCGGAUUACUUUCAAGAUGAGAAGUUUGCAUUGUAACACCUUCAGAGAAGAUUUUAUAAAUUCCUGUAGAUGUGAAGAUCAUGAAUAUUGUUUCUCUGUAUCAUGUGACAUAUUUAUAUAUUUUCUGUAUAUCUUCAUGGCAAAAUACCUUGUUUAAAACAUGUUCAUCUUAAUUUCCAUGAAGUACUACUCUACAGUCUAAUAAAUUUGUAUCUGCUAUACAUAGAAAACAUAAGCCUAAUCAUUUUUAAAUGUAUUUGAAGUUAAUAACAAUAUCUUUAUAACAGAUGAUUAUCAAUCAAGGGAAUAAAUGUUCAUGUCCUGUCAAUUUAAUAGAAAAAUACUGUAUUUUUAAAAUGUACUUAGACCAAUAUCGACAUGUAUGUAUUGCUGACUAAUAUUGACAUGUAUGUAUUGCUGACCAACAUUAACAUGUAUGUAUUGCUGAAUCCCUGCCCAGAUGUGUUUGUUAUCCUAUUUUCACUAAUGUAUUUUUUACUACUAUCAUGUAAAUCAGUUGACCUUGGAAUAAACAUCAGUGUUUCAUUCAGUUCAAUGCCCUUGCCUCAGAAUCAGACUAUAGUAAUUUUUUCUUUUCCUAAAGUUUCCCUUAGAAAUAAAUUUCAGGCCUCCAGAGUUUUAAUCCUCACAUUCAGGAAUCAUUUCAUAAUGUGUAUUUCCAUGCUUCACAAUGUUUUCUUUUUUUCUGUUCAAUUUUGUCUAUGUGUUAAUGAUUAAGAUGUAUUUUAUUGCUUUUUAUCCAUAAUUUUAUAAUAUAAGUAUUUAUGUUAGGAUCAGAUCUCAGAGAGAUAUAUUCAGCCAAAAAUAUUUUAAAAGUAUACUUUGGCAUCUGCAUUGCUUUGCACAUCUAAAUGUUUCCAUAAUUUAAUAAAAGUAAAAUGGUUUCAGA
Messenger RNA from Eptesicus fuscus (big brown bat), 2800 nucleotides. It is a transcript of the gene CCDC82, whose product is annotated as coiled-coil domain containing 82. Bases 319 to 1926 code for a protein of 535 amino acids. Gene Ontology annotation, cellular component: nucleus. The record is from RefSeq and is a predicted model, not a curated record. Lineage: Eukaryota; Metazoa; Chordata; Mammalia; Chiroptera; Vespertilionidae. The transcript has 9 exons.